Komagataella phaffii GS115 is the source of this 1782-nucleotide messenger RNA. Its product is annotated as Golgi membrane protein with similarity to mammalian CASP. Gene Ontology annotation, biological process: intra-Golgi vesicle-mediated transport. The record is from RefSeq and is a predicted model, not a curated record. The coding region runs from base 1 to 1782 and encodes 593 amino acids. The transcript has a single exon. NCBI's taxonomy places the organism in Eukaryota, Fungi, Ascomycota, Pichiomycetes, Pichiales, Pichiaceae. Gene Ontology annotation, cellular component: Golgi membrane.
AUGACUGACGCUGACUUCCAAGUAGUAUUUGAAGCGUGGCAAGCUGUCGAUCUACAGGGUGUUAAGAAGCUUGUAGAUGAUGAGGCAAAAGAGAUUGAAAGUUCGAAGUCUUCAAGUUUGGAUCAAAGAAAGCAGUUGAGUUUUAAGACGAAGGAGUUCAAGAAAUUGGACGAUGAGCGUAAAUUGACACAAUGGAGGUCGUUGUUGAAGGAGUAUCAAAACUACAUUGAUGAUUUGACCAAGGGAAAUAAUCGUGUUGUACAGACAUUCUUGGAAUUGCAUAAAGUAGUGGUGGAUUUGAAGGAUCCUACAAGUACUUUGAGCAAGGAGCAAGAGACGAAUACCGAAUUACAGAAAGCUGUGAAAAAACUUUCCACAGAACUGAGGCAUUCAGAACAACACUGGGCUUCCGAGAAGAAAGGAUUGGAAGAAAAAUUUAACGUACAGAUAAAGGAAACGGAAGAGAAAAGUCUUGAUCAGAUUAAGACAGCCCAAACUGAAAUAGUCCAAUUGAGGGAUGAGCUGAAGCAAAAAUCUUCAGAAAAUGAAGAGCUUCAAGUGGUGAUUGAAACCCUUGAUGCCAAGCUAAAAAAGAACAGCCAAGGACAAAAUAAUGAUGAUACAUACUCCAAUUAUGACAUGUUAAAUAGAGAUUUGGAGUCCAAUAAACUAAAGAUCCUUGAAUUGGAAAGGUUGAACAACUCUCUAAAGGAGGAAUUAGCAAAGAAAGAUGACAAAGCCUACCAGGAGAGGGUCACCGAACUCGAAAAGGAGAGUGUGGAGUAUCUCUCUAAGCUGGAAGAAGAAAGGUUGAAUAAACGGAACGCCAUUAAAAGUUUGAAGGACGAAUUAGAUCGAACUAAAGAAGCUUUGAACGAGAAAAUAGAAGAGUGCGCCCGUUUGAAUUCUAGUUUAGAGGAGAAAAAUGACUACGAGCAGAUUAAACAAGAUUUAAAAGUGCUUAAACUAAUCGAGUUAGGGGAAGGUGAAGAGGAAGAGUUGACUGGAACUCUUGAUAAUAUAUUACUGAACAAGAACAAAAAGCUAAGUAAUGAGUUGGUUAGCUACAGAUCGAAACAAGAGGACAUGGUUAAUUCAAUUCAGGAACUGGAAGAGAAGCUUGCGUUUUCUCAAAAGCAAGUAGAGCAGUUACAGCAGUUAAACCAGGAUUUGGAGAAGGAGACUAGUGUGGAAAAAUGGGAUGCAAUUUCAAUGAUUUCUGCCAGGCCGGACACUUCAAUACAGGACAAUUCGUUGAUUACAAUGGUAUCACAACAAAGAGAUCGAUUUAAGCAAAGGAACAAAGAUCUUGAAAAAGACGUUAGAUUACAAUUGAACAAAAUUUCUGAGCUUCAAAGAAAGGUCCAAUCACUUUCUUCAGACAAUAAUCAAUUAUACGAGAGAAUCAGGUUUUUGUCAUCCUAUGACAGUAAUAAGAAUCAGUCCAAGGAGAGCCAGUCGGAAGAGUACUACAAGAGAAGUUACGAAGACAAAUUGCAUCCGAUAGAACAAUUUAGGUUGGCAGAGUCCAAAAGGAUUAGCUCUAGGAUUUCUCCAAUGGAACGGAUAUUCAUUUCGCUUAUCCGAGCUAUUCUAUCGACCAAACUAUCCAGAUACUUGUUUUUAGCAUAUUGCAUCAGCCUGCACUUAAUUGUGAUGUCAAUGACGAUGUAUGUGAUGAAUAUCCAUAAUGAUCUUUCUCCAGAAAUUACCAUCAAUGAGGGUGCCAGUGUAGGAGGAGCAAAUGCUGGAGGUAUUCAUGGAGGCUUGGGUAACGUUUGA